AUGGAACAAAAUGACGACGAUUCAUCUAUUACUGAAGUUUCGAGCUGUGAUACUUGGGAACUUAUUUCUUCUCCUUAUACACUCAGACAAAUUAGGCAAGAAAUAAAAGGUGAACUUGUUCAGACUAUUAACGAUGAUAUUCUUCCUCAACUUUUACAAAAAUAUGUAAAAGAUUUGAACUUUUCCGAUAACGACAUUAAAACAAGUAUAAUAAUCGAAAAAGCUUUUGAUAAAAAAGUAACAAAUCGAAUUCAUUCAUUGAAAAAUGAAAUAAUAAGAGAUGUUUUGGAAAUUGUUAAACAUGAAAUCGUGCCAGAGAUUUUGGAAAAGGUCAAUCGAGACAUUGUAACAUUCGUGACAAAAAAAUUAGCAGCUAGCUUCAAGCCUACUGAAAGUCCAGAGUCGACUCAGUCAUCCAUAAAUCAUCUCUCAGAAUAUAAAUCCGCAUGCAAUCAAAUAAUGAAAGAUAUUAAACCUCACAUUAAUCACCUUACAAUUUUAUUUUGCUUCCAUGAAAAACUCAUUACCAACUUUGACUUGACUUCACAAUCAAUUCCAAUAGUCUUGAAAUCUUUUCACCCAUUUUGCGGCAAAUUUUCUCCAAUUGUUAAUUUAAUCCGAAAUGUUUUAAUUAACUGCUGGUCAAAUAAUUGGACUGGAAGUCUUGUAAUUACUAGUGACUCGAAGAAUUCUUCUGAAAUUAUUUGUAAAUUUCUGAAACGUAUUAGAGGAUUAUUUGAUAAUUAUACUUUAGGGAUUACAAUUGUUGAGAUUAAAGGAUGCGAGUUUAAAGAUCAAAAAACCUGCAAAAAGUAUACAGAUGAUUAUGAUUAUUCAGUUUAUAAUGACUUGAGAAUUAAUGAAAGGAUUUCUUUGGACCACUCUAAAAUCACUUGCACGUCUAAAAGUCAAGAUGCUACUAUAACGUUUCAAGACGGCGAUUUGUUUGGAAAAUAUGCAGAAUUUAGCAAUCAUCAUAUUACUGCUAUAAAAAUAAAGGACGAAAUUUGGCCUACACCAGUACAUUACAUUGAAGCUCAAAAAUACACUUCACAUAGCAUCCAAAAGCAAAUUCGUAUGACAUCGAAUAUCAAAAAAGCAUUAGCAUUUUCACAAAAUUAUAGUUCUCAACAACGUAAAGAUUGGGAUUCUUUUAUUCUUCCAUCUGGACAUAAUUUCGUUACAGCUAACGAAACACCAAAGCUUGAGGCUUUUCGUAUUGCAAUAACCAAUAAGUUUGAGCAGCACCCGCAUCUAAAAUAUAAGUUGUUAUCUACUGGGUCUCUUUCGAUUAAGCAUCAAGCAAAGGAUGCUGAUGGUAAUAUUUUAGAUUUAGUGGACAAAAAUUUGUUGGGAAAGGUUUUAGAAGAUGUUCGAAACUUGUUUAUGGAAAUUGAAUGCAAAAAGGCAGCGAAUGAAUUUGUUGAUGGUGAUGAAAAAUUAUUUUUGGAAGAAGUGAGAGGGAAAAUUUGGGAAUUUAAAAAUAUUUGA
Molecule: messenger RNA, 1491 nt
Organism: Dentiscutata heterogama
Lineage: Eukaryota; Fungi; Glomeromycota; Glomeromycetes; Diversisporales; Gigasporaceae
Source: the annotation of a GenBank genome assembly